Osmerus eperlanus (European smelt) is the source of this 2258-nucleotide messenger RNA. It is a transcript of the gene tmbim6, whose product is annotated as testis enhanced gene transcript (BAX inhibitor 1). Gene Ontology annotation, molecular function: enzyme binding. Bases 185 to 898 code for a protein of 237 amino acids. The transcript has 10 exons. NCBI's taxonomy places the organism in Eukaryota, Metazoa, Chordata, Actinopteri, Osmeriformes, Osmeridae. Gene Ontology annotation, biological process: cellular response to unfolded protein; negative regulation of apoptotic signaling pathway; negative regulation of RNA splicing. The record is from RefSeq and is a predicted model, not a curated record. Gene Ontology annotation, cellular component: mitochondrial membrane.
CCUGCUUGAUGCUUGCGUGUUUACUGACUGAACAGGAGAGCUACCUUGUAGAGAACAAACACAACAUACAGUAGCCUGCUUUGUGUUUAACAACUUAAUAUUACAAAGAAACUCUAGCUGCAGAAUUGUACUGAAAUACUAACAUCGGGAACCUUCGAUCGUGUUAUAGAAUCAACCAGUCAAAAUGAAUGUGUUCGAUAGAAAUAUAAAUUUUGACUCCCUAUUUAAAUUUUCCCAAAUCUCGCGGUCCACCCAGCUGCAUCUGAAGAAUGUGUACUCCAGCCUGGCUCUCUGCAUGUUUGUUGCUGCUUCUGGAGCCUAUGUCCAUGUCGUCACCCGACUCUUCCAGGGUGGGCUGUUGACCAUGCUCGGCUCAUUGGCAAUGAUGGCAUGGCUAGCCAUGACCCCUCAUAGUCCUCAGACUGAGAAGAAGAGACUGGGCAUCCUAGCUGGGUUUGCUUUCUUUACAGGUAUUGGUUUAGGCCCAGCUAUGGAUUAUGUCAUAAGCAUUAACCCAAGUAUCAUUGUGACAGCCUUCCUGGGUACCUCCAUCAUUUUUGUGUGCUUCACUUUGAGUGCCCUCUAUGCCCAGCGCAGGAGCUACCUCUUCCUGGGAGGAAUCCUGAUGUCAGGCUUGUCCAUUCUCCUCCUGGUCUCCAUUCUGAACAUCUUCCUGGGAUCUGUAAUGUUGUUCAAGGCUCAUGUAUACCUCGGCCUGGUCAUUAUGUGUGGGUUUGUGCUGUUUGACACACAGCUCAUCAUAGAGAAGGCAGAGAUGGGAGACAAAGACUACAUCUGGCACUGUGUGGAUCUAUUCUUGGACUUUGUGACCAUCUUCAGAAAGCUCAUGGUUGUGUUAGCCAUGAAUGAGAAGGAGAAGAAGAAAGAAAAGAAGUAAAGAUGGAGAAAUCUUUCCAAUAAAACAUCGGACCUGUAAUCCCAUCAGGAGUUCUUCUGGUGCAAGAUCACUAAAUGCUUAAAUUAUUAAUUAUAUUAUUCCCAUCAUAAUUCAUUUUGUACUUUGAUAUAGUGUCUUAUUUGUGGGAUCAAUUGUUUGAACUUUGGUUUGACGGUAAUAUUUGAUAAGAUGAUCUAGGAGUCCCUGUGUACUCCUUUUUGGGGAUAAUUUAGUUGAUAUAUUACAGUACUUAUCACUAGCCUGUUUGGACAGUUAUCAUUGCAUUGUCAAACAGUAAACAUUUCAUUCAUUUGGCUCUUAUAGUUCAUCUCAUUGAGUAGAAGGUCAUUGUCUGGAUUCAUUACGAAAGGCCACCUUUUUAUAUACUAGUACAAGUUUCAAUUUGUUGCAUUUCCUUGCAGCUGUAAAUAGGGUGACAUUUCCACCACUUUGGCUCCUUUUAACUGCAAAGUUUGCUGACAAAUCUGUGUGUACCUGUCCUAGUAGAAUAACAGCUACAUACUCAUGGAUUUGGGCUUAACAAAGAGCUUUUUGUCUUUAGCUAUUUUUCUUAAAUUAACCAUUUUUGGUUUGAUAAACAUAUUUUCCAAUGCUCUACUGUUUCCUGUUCAUAUUACAUAGAUGUUUGCUUUUUGUGGUAUUUUUAGUGAAUAUUGUGUAGAAUGCAGGGUGGUGUUAUUGGCUGCAGUGUCAGAGUAACAUUUACAAUUUUACUUUUACUUACCUAAAACUAUUAGGUUUUUAUGGCAUUUUUUCAGAUUUAGGAUUAUCUAAACAAAACACAUUUAUUUGUGUAGGAAAUUCACUCAAAUUAUUUUAUAUGGUUUCACAAUAGUUAAAAUCUGCAUUUAUAGUUUUACUGAGAGGGUAUGGAAUUCCUGCCAAGUCUAACCUUUCCAGACAGUUUUGUCAUGAUUAAAGCACAUGCAUUACCAUGCAAUUAGUAGUCAUAGUUCUUUAAAAAUCCUGAAUCAUUAGCUAAUGGGUGAGUUUUCUCUAUAUAGUAGCAGUAGCAGCCAAAAUGCAGAAAUAUUUACCAACAAAUCUCAUCUUCAUUUAUUUUCUCAUAUGUCUGACAUCAAUGAAUGAGAGAACAAUGAGUCAAUGUUCCACCCUGCUGCAUUUAUAAGGCUUUAUUUUCUUAGAAGUGCCAAUUACACCACAAGUUUAAUAAACUAUCUAUUGCUACUCAGUUGAAGAUUAUACUGUUAGCGAGGUAAUCUGCAUAUCUGAUACUGUGAAGAAAAAUUGUUUUGCUUUUACAGGGAUUGCUGUUGUAAUUUUGCUUGUAAUUUAAUGUAAGAAUAUACAUUUGUUAAAAUAAACUAAUGGAGAGGAA